UUAUUAUUAUCUUAUAUUUAUGUAUCUUUAUUUUAUUCAUUUUAUCUUACUUUUUUUCCUUUUCUUGUUCGCCUUCUCUUUUUGGCAUCGAUAUCAUAGAUCGAUUAAUGUUAGCCGACCCCAAAUUCUUUUGGGAUUAAGACUUGGAUGUUGUUGUUGUAAAACCUGUCUCAAAGGCUAUACAGAUAAUGGAUAAGGGAGGGAGUAUUAAUUUUCUUUUUGACACGUUUUGAAAAAACACAUUUAUGGAAAGUCAAUAAAAGAGUUAUUUUGUCUUAAACCCCAUUAAUUAAUUCACAUUAGGAAUUUAAUUUAAUUUAAUCUCACUGGUCGGAGGAGAAACCAAAAGAGGCACUAACCCAGUUUUGCGAUAUAAAGGUGGUCCGAUAACCGGAUAAUCCAUAUCGUCCUGCUUCCACCGCUUCAAAGCAGCUGCUCAGACUCCAUUUCUCGCCGCAACCGCUGGCAACAUUAUGAGUUGGACCGUUCCGGGCGUUAUUUCACACCAUCGUGCACUUAUGAGCAUCGAGUACAUACGUGUGUUGAAUGUUCAUGGUGACAAACCUACCGUCGGUGGCGUGUACGGAACAGUGAAUGUCCAAGACUUUAUGGGCGUGCACAAGGUGUACGACCGGAGUUUAGUUGACUUCGAGAAGAAAGGCCCGGGAGAUGAUUUGACCCUAAUUGGCCCUGACCGUCCUUGUGGUGUUAGUGGUUACGACUGGUCCGUUAUUAGUGUCAAUCUACGGGGGGUGGAUCCUGACAUCGAGAUUGUGCAAGGCGAUGUUGUUUGGGAGACAAGAGUGGAGAACCGAACUUUCGCCAAUUAUAGCAAACGUUUGGAAAGGGUUGUGACAGGCAAACAUGGCAGUGCCGCGGUGGGUUUCUCCGUCAUGGAGUAUGCUCUCUGUGCAACUGUCACGGUGGUUCUGCUCAAUCACGGCCAGGAUGGUGGAGAAAAACCGGCACAUGUUUACGGCACAAUCAAGGCCUCCCAACUUAUAGGAGGCUCAUCGACAUCGCUUACAUUGUUCGAUAAAUCGUCGGACGAGUGCGUUGAAGUCUACCCUAAGAACGAUAUUGUGUUGACUCGUUCCAUUGUGGUGGUACCAUUGGACGAUGGGAUAACAAUUAGUGUUUCUCUGUGUGAUAGUAAUGACAGGGAAAUUGCUAAGGGAAAUGUGAAUUUUGAUUCUGUGUAUGGACCUCAAACCAAGACCAUAUAUGGUUCCGAACAUGGUGAAGUUGAGGUGUCUAUUUUUUCUGCCUAACCGAUUGUUAGUGCUCGAUCACAGAUUUUAUCAUCAAUCAAAAUAAUAAUCCUUGUGAUAAUAA
Cuscuta europaea is the source of this 1335-nucleotide messenger RNA. The record is from the annotation of a GenBank genome assembly. NCBI's taxonomy places the organism in Eukaryota, Viridiplantae, Streptophyta, Magnoliopsida, Solanales, Convolvulaceae.